Drechmeria coniospora is the source of this 1359-nucleotide messenger RNA. RefSeq lists its product as uncharacterized. The coding region runs from base 1 to 1359 and encodes 452 amino acids. NCBI's taxonomy places the organism in Eukaryota, Fungi, Ascomycota, Sordariomycetes, Hypocreales, Ophiocordycipitaceae. The transcript is spliced from 4 exons. The record is from RefSeq and is a predicted model, not a curated record. Gene Ontology annotation, cellular component: nucleus; mRNA cleavage factor complex. Gene Ontology annotation, biological process: tRNA splicing, via endonucleolytic cleavage and ligation. Gene Ontology annotation, molecular function: polynucleotide 5'-hydroxyl-kinase activity.
AUGUCGAUUCCAGGUCUGGGGCAGAUCCCAUCGCAGCCCAUCGCCUCGUCGACGCGCACCUUCGUCCUCCAGCCAGCGGGGGAAUGGCGCUUUCAGGUACCCAUCGGUAAAACUCUCUCCCUCAAGCUCCUCACCGGCACGGCCGAGAAGGAUGGCGUCGAGCUCGCGCCCCGCAACGGCUACCGGCUCGCCGGCGGCAUCAAGUCGAGGAUCCUCACCUGGCACGGAUGCGAACUCGAGCUCGAGGGCCGGUGCGACGAGGAAUCCACGGCCGAGUACGCGACGGCGACGGCGAACCCUGCCAUGGCGCACAUCAACCUCCACGCUCGACUUGCCGAGCUGCGGGCCGCCGCCGCGAGGGAUGGCCGCGAGGGACCCCGCGUUCUCGUGGCCGGCCCGAGCAGCGUCGGCAAGACGACGCUCGCGCGGACUCUGACGAGCUACGCCACGCGGACGGGAAGCCAGCCGAUCACGGUCAACGCGGAUCCGGCCGAGGGCAUGCUGAGCUUCCCGGGCACGCUGAGCGCGAGCGUCUUCGCCACCAUUCUCGAUGCCGAGGCGCUCGACGGCUGGGGCGGCACGCCGACGAGCGGUCCCAGCACCGUGCCCGUCAAGCUCCCGCUCGUCCACCACUUUGGCCGGAGGAAGGCCGAGGAUGAGCCGACGCUGUACAAGGACCUCGUGAGCAAGCUGGCCAGCUCCGUGAGCGGUCGGCUGACCGAGGAUAGCCUCGUCCGGACGUCGGGCGUCAUCGUCGACAGCAUGGGCGUGAGCGAGGAGAGCAAGCUCGGGCUCGAUCUCCUGGCUCACAUCGUCGAAGAGCUGAGCAUCAACAUUGUCGUCGUCAUGGGUUCGGCACCGAUGCACGCCGAGCUCGCGACGCGGUUCGCCACCGAAACGACGAGCCUUGGCGAGGCCAUCAACGUCGUCGCCCUCGACCGCCUGGACGGCGCAGCCCAGCGGGAUGAGACCUUUAUGGAGCACGUGCGAGAGCAGAUAAUUAAGGAAUACUUUUUCGGAGACGCUCGGCGAACGCUUAGCCCGCAGAUCCAGCAGGUCGACUUUGACACCCUCACCAUCUACAAGGUGUCGGAAGAUGCCGGCGACGGCCAAGACGUGCUCCUCCGCGAAGAGCCCUCGUCGCUGAUGCAGCACUGGACGCUGACGGUGAUGCACGCCGCCAACAAGGAUCCGCCAGAGUCGAUCCGGGCGGCGAACGUCAUGGGUUUCGUAUACGUGUCCGACGUGGACGAGGAGCGCCGCAAGGUCAGGGUGCUGGCUCCCGUCGGCGGCAGGCUAGGCGACCGACCACUGGUCUGGGGGAAGUGGCCGGAGCCGUUCAUCAACCUGCUCGGCUGA